This is a messenger RNA of Durio zibethinus, 1831 nucleotides long. Lineage: Eukaryota; Viridiplantae; Streptophyta; Magnoliopsida; Malvales; Malvaceae. The record is from RefSeq and is a predicted model, not a curated record.
ACCAAAGUAAUGGUCCUUGCGCUCAUCUUUGUCUCGUUGCUUUAUGUUUUAUAGUUCUUGCAUUAUGCUCAGAUCUACAAAUGAAAUCCCCAAAAUACCCUCACCUUCCAUCUUUAUUUAUUUACUCUCAACUACCUUGCUUGCUGCUCCUGCAAGCCAGAAGCUUCAAGUUUGCGAAUGUCCGGUUAUGUUGAAAACAACCCUUGCAUGGUUUAUUUCCUGAUGCUGCUAACUUGGCGUACUUAGCUUUACUUUGUUGGUUCAUUUCUGAAUUCUGAUAAAAGUUGGAUAGUUUUUUGGUCAACACUGUACAUUUUGGAAAAGAUUGUUAAGAUGGUGGGUAGGUUUGAGGUUGAACAGUAUUCACUAAGCAAGUUGAGACAAUUUCAUGAAAGGGUUUUGAGUUUUGGCGACAAAUUUGUAAAGAUUCAUUGUAAGCUUUGGGUUUCUGAAUCAAUCAGUGCACUUGUUGUUAUUGGUUUAUUUUUAUCAUUCCUUUUAGCAAUGGUAUGCACAUAUUUUUAUGUCUUUCCAAGCUAUCAGCCGGCGAUUCGUACUUAUAGAGUUCAUGAGUCCAGUGAUUUAGUUGGCAAAUGCAAUGUUUUUGAUGGCAAAUGGAUCCCUGAUGAAAGUUACCCUUUAUAUAAUGCUUCACAAUGUCCUUUUGCUGAGCGUGGGUUUGAUUGCGUGGCGAAUGGAAGAAGAGAUAGGGGUUAUCAAAAAUGGAGAUGGAAGCCUAAGUACUGUGAAAUUCCAAGGUUUAAUGUGCAUGAGAUUCUUGGAAAGCUUCGUGGGAAACGGAUUGUUUUUGUUGGUGAUUCAUUGAGCAGAACACAGUGGGAGUCUAUGAUAUGUUUGCUUAUGAAAGGUGUGGCGGAUAAGAGGGAUGUUUACGAAAUUAAUGGAAAUAAGAUCACUAAACGAAUUAGGUUUUUGGGGGUGUGGUUCAGUUCAUAUAAUUUACGUAUCGACUUUUAUCGGUCAGUUUUCCUGGUGCAGCCUGGUCCAGCACCAAGGCGUGCACCCAAGAGGGUUAAAUCGACAGUCAGACUUGACAGGCUGGAUGAUAUUAGCAAAGAGUGGAUUGAUUCUGAUUUCCUGAUAUUUAAUUCAGGUCAUUGGUGGACCCCAACUAAGCUUUUUGAUAUGGGUUGCUAUUUUCAGGCAGGUGGAUCACUAAAGCGUGGAAUGGGUAUCCCAUCUGCCUUUAGAACUGCAUUAAAGACUUGGGCAUCUUGGGUUGAGACUUCAGUGAACAGAAACAGAACUAGGAUAUUCUUCCGGACUUUUGAAUCUUCACAUUGGAUUGGUCGGAACCGUAAUUCCUGCAAAGCGACUAGACGCCCUUGGCUAAAAACUAAAGGGAGGGACCAUAGCAGAAUUUCCGACAUUAUAACUGAUGUUGUGAAGAAAAUGACAACUCCUGCGAUAGUGUUACGUGUUACCUCUAUGGGGGCAUUUCGUAGUGAUGCUCAUGUGGGCACUUGGAGCGACAAUCCGUCAGUACCUGAUUGUAGCCAUUGGUGUCUUCCUGGAGUACCUGAUACAUGGAAUGAAAUUCUCCUAUCAAUGAUGCUCUCGGAGGAUGGACUAUAACAUGCAAUACUUUUACUCAACCUUCCAUCCCCUUUCUGUAUCAGGUUGAAUAAGAACGCUUGCUUAUGGACUCUAAUGUUUAUGGUUGUAUUUAGCAUGAUAUAUAGCAAGAUGCUAGAUCGAGUAUUGGACUCUAGUGUUUUGGAUGUUAAUGCACGUUUACUAAUUAUUACUAACUGAAAAAAGUCCGAGAGGCAAAAAUAAAAACAAUACUAAAAUAAGUAUAAGCUGCAAG